Talaromyces marneffei is the source of this 2493-nucleotide messenger RNA. RefSeq lists its product as uncharacterized. The transcript has 7 exons. The coding region runs from base 1 to 2493 and encodes 830 amino acids. The record is from RefSeq and is a predicted model, not a curated record. NCBI's taxonomy places the organism in Eukaryota, Fungi, Ascomycota, Eurotiomycetes, Eurotiales, Trichocomaceae.
AUGGAGUCUCCCAAUGCAACCCCACGCCUACGAGGCCCUACACCAGGCACCACAACCGGUCGGAAGCGAAAAGCAGAUAAUGAGCUCUCUGACAACACGCAUACUGUUCGUGGGCGCCAACGAAAGCAAGCCCUCGAGGCGAAAGGAGCUCUUUAUGCACAACUUGAUCGUGAGAAGCGCAAUGACAAUCAAGCGAUCAAUCGAGCCAAAAAGAGGCUUGUCGAUUCUACAGGAUAUCAACAAGCCACGCCUGCUGAUCAACGAGCCAUGAAAAAGAAGCUUGAAGAUGAUGUUCUACGCGAACGAUAUCAAAACAAUCGAGGCGCUCAAUGGUUUACGGAACACCAUGGCUACGAAUUAGAUCCUUCCAAUGACUGGGAAGAUGUCAUGGACAAGGAUGAUACAACUGGUGAUCGUGAUGACCUUGAAAAUUCUCCUAAAGCAGUCUCCGAAAAUCGAGCUUUGAAGGAAAUGGCCGUCGCGAAUUCAAUGCAUCCUGAUCAUCUAAUCGCUAUGGUCUCUAAACUCAAGCCGAUCUUUUUAUCGCUUCUCAAGAAAUACAUUCCCAGCUAUAUGCAUCAAAAUGUGUUUCGUGGUUUGCAUAGUGGACAACCUGUUGUCAAAAAGAGAGGAGUCAAGCCAGUCUUAUUCAUUCGUUAUCGCUACCGAGAUCGCUUCAAUGAGGCGAUCGAAAAUCAUACCAGUCAAGCCUAUAUCGAGUUUGGAGAUAAGAAUGGGGCUAUGAUAUUUCGUUUCUGGCGAGAAUUUUGGUUCAUUGUUGCUCGAGAGGCUUUGAAAAAGGAAGAAAAGACUAGAACAAAAGUCCCCGAUCUUCCUCCUCAUAAAUACUAUUCAUCCCAGCAAAUCUCUAUGUUCAAAGCAUUUGUCGCAGCUGAUUCUCGCAACUGGUAUGAUCUCCCUGGCCCAGCGGAUUGGUGGCUGGACUCGUACGAUUUUGGAAAACAUGGAUGGGAUAUUGAUAUUGGCAAAGUUUCCGGCUAUAAAUUAGCUUAUGAGUAUUUCAAUGAAUACUCUGCGGUCAAUAUUCCAAAGAAGUUCGAACAAAUGAGAUGGGAUCCUGCCGAAUUCUAUCUAGCAAUUACUGUUCAUUCUCAAACAAUUCGAAGGCGGCUUCAACAAUGGGGUGUCUCACGUACGAAUCACGAAUCCAAAGAACUAGAGGAUAAGAUCAAAGAACUAUAUUUCCAACAUGGUUUACGUGACCGUCAAAUCAUCCAUGCCCUAGAAAAGAAUGGUAUAAAAAUAUCCCAGUCCACCCUUACAACAAUUCGGCGUAGGCUUGGGCUUCACCGUCGGGUUGUCAACCCAGAAGAUAUUCAAAAUAUAAAUGAUCUUGUCAGGGCGGAAGUUCAGAAACAACUCAACAGUGGGCGUAUUGAAGGCUAUGGGCGAGGCCAUCUCUACCGAUUCUUUCGACUUAAGGGUUAUAAUAUAGCCCGCGAUCGACUAUAUAGUAUAGUUCAGGAACUUGAUCCGGAUGGGGUCAAGCGUCGAAAGAGUGAUGUCUACCGGCGACGAGGGGAGUAUGUAGUUCCUAGCCCAAAUUAUAUCUGGUCUAUGGAUGGCCAUGAUAAAUUAUCCUUCUGGGGUAUACAAAUAUAUGCUGCGAUCGAUGCUUUCUCUCGAUAUAUCACUUGGUGCUAUGUUGGUAUCAGCAAUCGCACUCAAAUCAGUAUACUGCGACAGUUUCUUGAAGUGCUUCAGGAAACAAAAAUCCAGCCUCGCUAUAUACGCUCUGAUAAAGGGGGCGAAACAGUUCUAGUUGCAGCCGCAUAUUAUCUACUGCUAAAAGAGCAGUAUGAGAAUCUCUUUCUUCAAGACUGUUAUUUAUAUGGUACAAGCACAUCAAAUCAGCGAAUAGAAGCUUGGUGGUCACAGCUUACAAAAAGCCUUCUCUUUAUUUUUCGGGAUUAUUUCCUGAAACUCAGCAAUGAUGGAUAUUUCAAGAAAAAUAGCCUUGCAGAUCGAAUUGCGAUAUUAGCAAUAUAUAUACCUAUGGCUCGUGAAGAGAUUGCUUCUUAUAUUAACGUAUGGAAUACGCAUGGAAUCAGAAAGCAGUCUCAUCGCAUUAAUAGUAUCAAUGGCCAACCCAACGUUUUAUAUCAUCUGUCAGAAGACGGUAUACAGGAUUAUGGAUCAAAGCCUGAUCAAGUGGUAUUGCAAACAUUGCUUGAUGAGCAUAAUUUUGAACUUGAUGAAUAUCUGCCGCUAGAUACUUUGAAUUGGUGUCAACAAAAGUUGCAGUCUCAGGGUUUUGAAAGGAUUAAGCUUGAAGACCUAAAUGAACAUGGAGAACGUACGCAUUUCAUUGCAUAUUUGUAUCUCCGGGAUCAAAUUAAUCUACACAUCGCAAUACAAUCAGAGCCCCAGCUCAGGGAGUGCGAGAAGCCAACCCAAGAGGAGCUACAUUUGCAACAGGAUUUACAGGACGUUGCUACUGAUUUAACAAAUCAACCAUGGUUCUCAAGGUAG